AUGGCCUCGCUCAAGGUCUCCAACGACCCCCAUGUGAAGCCACUUCCACGGCCUGAAAUGUCCGACGACCCUCCUCGCUUCAUCAUCAUCGGCGCCGGUGCCCGAGGAAUCGGCUACGCCAGAGGCAUCGACAUUGCCAGCAACGGCGUGGUGGCAGCUGUGGCUGAUCCCAACAAGUAUCGACGAGAGACGCUGGGGAAGCAGCACAUCUGGGGCACCAACAGCCCCGGAGAAGGCCAGAUAUUCGAAGACUGGCGUGAUUUCGUCGAGUACGAGCACAAGCGGCGCCAGCGGGUAGCCAAUGGCGAGAGCAAUGUCCCCAAGGGCGUCGAUGGCGCCUUUGUCUGCGUCCAGGAUCAGAUGCACCGAGAAGUUGUCGUUGGACUAGCACCGCUGGGGCUUCAUAUAAUGUGUGAAAAGCCCCUUGCACCAUCACUGGACGAGUGUCUCGACAUAUACAAGUCUCUCAAGCCGCUGCUCAAAUCCAACAUCUUCUCCAUUGGCCACGUCCUGCGCUACAGCCCUCAUAACAUGAUGUUGAGGAAGCUGCUCGUCGAGGACAAGAUCAUUGGCGACAUCAACAGCGUCGUCCACACAGAGCCCGUGGGGUGGUGGCACUUUACACACUCGUACGUGCGAGGAAACUGGAGAAAUUCCAAGACGUCGGGUCCGUCGCUGCUGACCAAGUGCUGCCACGACGUCGACCUGAUCCUGUGGCUGCUCUGCUCGCCGGAAAAGGCGGGCCAAGGCGAGCCUCAUCUGCCAGAGUACGUCUCGUCUUCCGGUGGCCUGCAGUUCUUCAAGAAGAGCCGUAAGCCUGCCGCCGCUGGAUCGGCUACCAACUGCAUGACGUGUCCCUUGGGCGACUCGGGCUGCAAGUAUUCGGCCAAGAAUGUAUAUCUGAGCGCCAACUGCGAAGGAGUCGGGACCGGCAACACGGACUGGCCCCUGACCACCGUCGUGCACGACAUUGAAGACUACAAGACGCUGGACGAGCGCAGUGCCGCAGUCACCAAGGCUCUGGAGGAAGACUACGACGAGUCCACCCCCGAGGAUCAAGUCAGCUCGCGCAACUGGUUCGGACGGUGCGUCUUUGAGGCAGAUAAUGACGUGUGCGACGACCAGUUCGUCACCAUUACCUGGCCCGAGUCUGUCAGGCCCGCCAAGCGGGUGACCAUCCAGAUGGUGGCCCAGACCAAAAAGCAGUGCUACCGCUUCUCCUAUUUCUACGGCGAGCACGGCGAGAUAUACACAGAUUCCGAAAAGAUUGUCGUAGAGGACUUUAACACAAAGAAGCAGACGGUAUACACUCCCCACAUCGAACACAAAGGACAUGGCGGCGGCGACCUGGGCCUGACGAGGCAGUUUGUGCUGGCCUGCGACCGCGUCAAGAAUCAUGGAUGGGAGGCCGAAAAGGCGCAGAACGAGUUUGUCGGGUGCACUGUGGAAGAGGUGAUUCGCAGCCACGCAAUGGUUUUUGCCGCCGAGGAGGCUCGGGUGACCAACACGGUUGUCAACUGGCAGCAGUUUUGGGAUAAGGCGACAAGGGAGUAG
Trichoderma citrinoviride is the source of this 1554-nucleotide messenger RNA. Its product is annotated as NAD(P)-binding protein. Lineage: Eukaryota; Fungi; Ascomycota; Sordariomycetes; Hypocreales; Hypocreaceae. Gene Ontology annotation, molecular function: nucleotide binding. Bases 1 to 1554 code for a protein of 517 amino acids. The transcript has a single exon. The record is from RefSeq and is a predicted model, not a curated record.